UUUAUCCGGCAAAUAUAAAAAUAAAAGUGUCUCAAAAGGUCUCGGAGACGCAAAUCCCACCUCCUCUCGUUUUGCCUUCCGCCGAGGCCUCCCCGUGUUUAGGGUCGUCUCUGUGUCGGUGCUUCCCGCCGGCGAACUUACAUAGUUGACCGUUCUGAUCGUACAAAUACAAUACGACAAUUCCCUCUUUCCUGAUUAUUCUACCGACAGAUGGUAGAGGUGUAUGCACAUAUAUACGUAUGCUUAUAGAGGGGGGGAGGCAUUUUUCUAGAGCGGUCGAUUGUUCAACCCGUGCAAGAUCGUAGCUUCUUGCUCUUUGAGGCUCAAUUCAUUUGGGUUUUUCCAGUUUUUGGAAUAUUCUCUGCUGAGCCGGAGAAAAUACUGGUGGGUUCAUUGAUUUCUUGAGUGCUUCCCUGCAUGCAUUGCUGUAGAUUUAUUCACUUAGUUUUUUUCUUUUUCUGAGGAACGUAAUUUGGUUUUUUGUUGGGUAAGAAAAGGAAAGUCGAUCGAUGUUCUAUAGUUGAUCGAAUUGGGGUUCUUUAUAGUCUUGGUUCUUCUGGUAAGGCUUCAUUUUUAUGGUUAUGCUAACUUGAAGCUAAGUUUUUAUUUUUUCAAUUUUUUGCUCCUGUUUGAUCUGUGGUAUUUUGUUUACCCCUUGUUGUUCUCGCUCUGAUGGUAGUGUAUAGGAAUUCUUUUCUUAAGUUGGUUUAAAAUGUUGACAUUAUUUGUACUUGAGAAUAUAUGCUUCUAGUAUUGUGCUAAAAUAUAAUUCUCUACGGCUGUUUGUUUCAGAGUUGUGGGUGCUUGAUUUGUAGAUCACUCCUGAACCUUUUCACAUUGGAUUGGUCCAUUCUCAUCGAGUAUGAGAUCAAUUGUUCGCUCUGUUCAACAAUUUCGAUCGGCUUUUUGGAACAGAGGAGAAAAUAUCUUAAGUGGAUUAGCAAGAAGCCGAAAUUAUUCGUUAUCUUCUAGUGUUGGGUCUGUUUACAAACUCACGUACAAUGUUGAAAUUGGUAGAUAUGAACAUCCCUCUUAUAUGAUCUCAAGAGCCCUGUCUGUUGAUGCUUCUGAAUUAACCAAUGGAGCAGAAGCAAGGAGAGCAGGGCCUCUGGUUGAGUAUGAGCGUAGAAUUGCUGCAGGGGAACUCGUGGAUGGGGAUAAUUCUCAGGUAGGCACCUUAAGGGAGCUUCAGAGGCUUUAUGAUGAACUUGUUGAGUCAGCUGAAGCAUGCCGGUUAGAUCGAUAUGCUGCUUCUCAGAAAGCUAGCAGGAGGAGGUGGUUGUGGUCCCGUUUGAUUCCUCAGCCUUUGUACUCACCUGUGAAGGGACUCUAUCUCUAUGGAGGAGUAGGAACAGGAAAAACUAUGCUGAUGGACUUGUUUUUCAAUGAGUUGCCCAGCAGCUGGAGGAAAAAGAGGAUUCAUUUUCAUGACUUCAUGCUGGAUGUCCAUAGUCGAUUGCGGAAGCACCAGGGUGUGGAGGAUCCCCUUGAAGUUGUUGCAGCAGAGAUAGCCGAUGAAUCAAUUUUAUUAUGCCUUGAUGAAUUUAUGGUGACUGAUGUUGCUGAUGCAUUGAUACUAAACCGUUUGUUUGGACAUUUAUUCAGUAACAGCAUAAUUCUUGUUGCCACUUCAAAUCGUGCUCCAGACAACCUUUAUGAAGGUGGAUUGCAGAGAGAUCUUUUUCUGCCAUUCAUUUCCACUUUGAAGGAAAGAUGUGUAGUUCAUGAGAUCGGAUCAUCAAUAGACUACCGUAAAAUGACAUCGGCUGAACAAGGUUACUACUUUGUCGGAAAAGAGUUAUCUGGCCUUCUCAAGGAAAAGUUUCAAGAGCUACUAAGGGAACACACAGCCCACCCACAGCAGGUGGAAGUUGUUAUGGGGAGGACACUGCAGGUUCCAUUGGGUGCUAAUGGAUGUGCAUAUUUUCCUUUCGAAGAGCUCUGUGACAGACCCCUUGGUGCUGCUGACUAUUUUGGAUUGUUCAAGAGCUUUCAUACACUGGCUCUUGAGGGAGUGCCAAUUUUCGGAGUCCACAACAGGACAGCAGCAUACCGGUUUGUUACUCUAGUUGAUGUGAUGUAUGAAAACAAAGCCAGACUGUUAUGUACAGCUGAGGGGACUCCUGUCGAACUUUUGGAAAGGAUCGUCACAAUCGCCGAUGCCGAAAAGAUUGCACCGAGGACCUCUUCAAGAUCAAGGAGAACCGAUGAUUUGGAUCUUUGCGUGGACAACGAGUUAGGGUUUGCAAAGGAACGCACUAUUAGCAGGUUAACAGAGAUGAAUAGCAAAGAGUAUUUGGAGCAACACCACGUGAUGCUAGUCGAGAAACAGCAGGUGCUGGAAGAUGCUAAUGCGGGGGCUUUACGCGCUUGACAAGGAAGAACAAACCAUUGGUUCAGCUGCCAUGGAGAUGGGAUUGGUUUUAGCCGAGCCCAAAAUUAACUCCCACUUCCAGUCACUGUUAUGUAGCUCCCCACCAAAUUCAGAUAGAAUAAAGACUAUUUGGGGAAUGAAGUUCGUUUUUCUUUUUUGAAAUUCAUAUCCUCUUAGUUCCAAACAUAGCAUCAAUGGAAGAAGGGAAACCAGUCGAAAAAAAACAAGAACCAAAAGUUAAGGAAUUUCAUGGGACACAACUAGGCAUUUCCUCAGUUCAUUAACCAUGUAAGCAAUGCAUGCAGAGCACCAAAACCAGUCUGGAGUUACUAAUAUACUUUGUGCAGUUACAAGCACUUCACCCUCUGAAA
Messenger RNA from Diospyros lotus (date-plum), 2745 nucleotides. RefSeq lists its product as uncharacterized. Gene Ontology annotation, cellular component: mitochondrion; cytoplasm; chloroplast. Gene Ontology annotation, molecular function: ATP hydrolysis activity; ATP binding. The record is from RefSeq and is a predicted model, not a curated record. The transcript is spliced from 14 exons. Bases 863 to 2374 code for a protein of 503 amino acids. NCBI's taxonomy places the organism in Eukaryota, Viridiplantae, Streptophyta, Magnoliopsida, Ericales, Ebenaceae.